ACGUUGCAUGGCGAACUGUAGCAGUCAGUUCAAGACAGCUCACAAGCCAUCGAAAGAAAAUGGAUCCAAAAGCUGCAAGAGUAGGUGACAGUAUGCUGGGCAGAGAAAUGCGAGAGGAUAGAAGGAACGAGUCAACAACACAAGACUCUGGUUUUGACAGUGUUAAUAGUAUGGAUGGAAAUCUUCCAAGAAAUGCUGGAGUGGUUGGUGACACAGAGGUGAAGACAUCAGGAAAUACAUGUGGAGCAGGAGAGGACAUGAGUGAAAAUGACCCUGAAUUGAAGAACCCUGUAGCAGACACCAGAGUACCGGAAGCUGAUUUAAAAACUGACACAGGGGCAAGAGCUGUGGCCUCUUUGUUUGAGAGGAUAGCAUUUUGUGCAACUGAAGCAGCAAAUGAGUCCCGGCGUCACCGUGAUGGCGAUGAAAUGGACCGUUCUGUGUGGCAGACAAAUAUGACAAAGAUACGUGACCUAAUGAUGCAGAUUAUUAAUAAUGCUGGCUCUGAAGUUCAAGAUAGUCAGGACUUGUUGGCUAGUUGGUCUAUGCCAAGAACUGAUGCCAACAUGUUGUCAGCACAUGCUGCUGUACCACCACCUACAACCAGCCAGGUGCCAAAACAUGAUGUUGUACAUGUACCACCAACAUGUACAACCGGCCAGGUACCAGCACAUGAAGUUGUACCACCACCUACAACUAGCCAGGCGCCAGAACAUGAUGUACCACCAGCUACAACUGGCCAGGUGCCAGAACAUCAUGUUCUACCACCAGCUACCACCAGCCAGGUACCAGAACAUGAAGUUGUACCACCACCUACAACCAGCCAGGUUCAGAACAUGAAGUUGUACCACCACCUACAACCAGCCAGGCGCCAGGACAUGAAGUUGUACCACCACCUACAACCAGCCAGGUGCCAGAACAUGAAGUUGUACCACCACCUACAACCAGCCAGGUGCCAGAACAUGAAGUUGUACCACCACCUACAACCAGCCAGGUGCCAGAACAUGAUGUUGUACCACCAGCCUACAACCAGCCAGGUGCCAGAACAUGAAGUUGUACCACCACCUACAACUAACCAGGUGCCAGAACAUGAAGUUGCACCACCACCUACAACCAGCCAGGUGCCAGAACAUCAUGUUCUACCACUAGCUACCACCAGCCAGUUACCAGAACAUGAAGUUGUACCACCAGCUACAACCAGCCAGGUGCCAGAACAUCAUGUUCUACCACCAGCUACAACCAGCCAGGUGCUAGAACAUGAUGUUGCACCACCACCUACAACCAGUCCAGGUGCCAAAACAUGAUGUUGUACAUGUACCACCAACAUGUACAACCGGCCAGGUACCAGCACAUGAAGUUGUACCACCACCUACAACUAGCCAGGCGCCAGAACAUGAUGUACCACCAGCUACAACUGGCCAGGUGCCAGAACAUCAUGUUCUACCACUACCUACCACCAGCCAGGUACCAGAACAUGAAGUUGUACCACCACCUACAACCAGCCAGGCGCCAGGACAUGAAGUUGUACCACCACCUACAACCAGCCAGGUGCUAGAACAUGAUGUUGUGCCACUUCCUACAACCAGCCAGAUACCACCACCUGCAGCGAGUCUGCUCUCAGUUCAUAGGGGUUCAGCUGCAGCCAGCUUGAUACAAGAAUCUAUCUUUGAAGACUUUGAAGGGUUGCCUGAUGAAGAAUUGUAUGUUAAUGCAACAGCACCCCCACAGGAUGUUGUGGAUUUCCGAGCCCUGACACCAGCUGCUGGACCAAUAUCUUUGCUUGAAGAGAUAAGGCAAAGGCAUCAGCAAGCCAUCAGGUCAAGAUCUGAAGAAAGAACUUCAAGGCAACAGCGUCUUCGAGUUCAGAGACAUGAUGCGAGCCCAAUUCAUCAGCAGAUUAUCAACCAUUAUCUCAGUAACCCCCAAGCCGUUUGGUAUGAGCAGUUUGUGGUAUUUGAUGGGGAGCAAGGCAUAGAUUGUGGGGGACCAAGCAGGGAAGCUUUCACACUGUUUUGGCAAGAAAUCGAAAAAGAGUGGCUUACGCAUGGAAGCCUUCCUUGUGUAAGCCCUGAAUUAGAGCCAUCGUCAUUUGAGUUCUGGCAAGCUGUGGGCCGUUACACUGCUCACAUGUUUGUGAUGCACAGGUUGUUCCCUGUGUGCUUGCCCUUGUACUUGGUAAAAGCAAUGUUUAAUGGCAUGGAUGAGCUUCACAACACCAAUAAUGACCAAUUUGAAAAUAUUUUCAAACACGACAUCUUGCCAAGUAGUGCCAGACCUUCCCUGCUUGCUGCCCUUAGGGACACACCCACUUUUGAGCUGAAGAAAAAAGACAUGUACAUGACUUUGGUAGAAUUUGGUGUGGCCACUUGCCCAUCUACAAGAGAAGACCUAGAAGCUUUGUUGCCAAGAGUAGCUCGUACUGAGUGCCUUGCUGGUCCCUAUAUUGCCAUCUGGGGUCUUAUCACUGGGUUUCAGGAAGUGUGGAAUACGGGGGGUGUUAAUGUGUGUAAGGAAGAAAUUCGUGAACUGCUGAACAGCCUCAAACAUCCCAUCUCAGGUGAGGAUGUUCUGUCUGUCCUGCAGUAUGAUACAACUGAGUGCGAGGAUAGCCAGUCUGGGGCACAAAUGACACAGUUUGUGCAACAGUGGGUUCACAAUGCUGACAGGGUGUUGCUGAAACACUUCCUAUUUGUAACAACAGGAAGUGACAGACUGCCCGACAGACCGUUACACAUCAGGUUCAAACCUAACUCUGCCCGUGUAGAGAUUUGCACUUGUGCACCCAGUUUGGAUAUGCCUGUGACUGCAGACUUCAGUUCAUUUGAAGUGAUGAUGAAAAGUCUGUCUGACAGGGUACAGGUAACAGAGAACUUCAAUGCUUUGUAAAUAUCAUGUUUGUUACUGAGGUUUGUUUGAUAUUAGAUUUGCCAAUUCUUGCAGUUUCAAACUACCUAAACCAAAAACAAACAGCAAAAAGCAAACAUUUCUCUACCGCGCCAUUAAUCUAUGGAACACCAUGCCACCCAGUAUCCAAACACUGACCAGUCCGCAUCAAUUCAAAAAGGCCAUCCACCAGUUG
Messenger RNA from Branchiostoma belcheri (Belcher's lancelet), 3079 nucleotides. Its product is annotated as mucin-2-like. The transcript has 5 exons. Bases 60 to 1304 code for a protein of 414 amino acids. NCBI's taxonomy places the organism in Eukaryota, Metazoa, Chordata, Leptocardii, Amphioxiformes, Branchiostomatidae. The record is from RefSeq and is a predicted model, not a curated record.